Molecule: messenger RNA, 468 nt
Organism: Halteromyces radiatus
Lineage: Eukaryota; Fungi; Mucoromycota; Mucoromycetes; Mucorales; Cunninghamellaceae
Exons: 1
Coding region: 72-302 (76 amino acids)
Source: RefSeq, a predicted model, not a curated record
GGAUCUCCCUUUUUUUUUUCUCUUUUCUUUCUUUUCUUAAUUUAUAUAUCAAUUUCAUUUACCUAUUCAUCAUGAAUCAACAACAACCUUAUUAUAACAAUCCUCCUCCACCUCAACAAGCAUAUUAUGGACAACAACCACAACAAGGUUAUUAUCAACCACCUCCUCCACCAACCACUGUAUAUGCUCAACCUCCUCCUCAACAACAAAGUAAUACUGGAUGUUUAACUUGUUUACUUGGCUGCUUGGCUUGUGAAAUGUGUUGUUGUGCUACCGAAGAAUGCUGUGAAUUAUGCUGUUAGUCAACAAAAAAGAAAAAAAAAAGGUAUUUAGAUGAAUCUUCUCUCUCCUCCUUUCAUACAACAUAUGCAUUUUGUCAUUCUUUGAUUAUAUCUUAUUAUACAUAUUGUACUUUAUUAUUAUAUUAUAUUAUACGGAAAUAAACGUUUUUUAUUGAUCUAUUGGUGA